Molecule: messenger RNA, 1704 nt
Organism: Penicillium concentricum
Lineage: Eukaryota; Fungi; Ascomycota; Eurotiomycetes; Eurotiales; Aspergillaceae
Exons: 1
Coding region: 1-1704 (567 amino acids)
Source: RefSeq, a predicted model, not a curated record
AUGCUAAGCGCUCCAUAUUCUGUCCUCCAGCAGAACGGCCUCAAAUCGCCAGGCAGUUUACUCGAAAUACCUAGUUCAAGCUCGCAUCCGGUGCUGAUCGCAAGGCAUAUGCUUUACAUUGCUACUUUCCUGCAGCAUCUCCACCCUAAUCUUCUUGGGGCGAUAAAUGGCUUGGCGGAAUCACUCCACGCCCUGAUGGAACGAUUAGCAGGAACUGCUAUUAAUUUGGUCACAACAAACGACGAGCUUUUUGGUAGCAUUGAAGGACUGGAGUGUGUUAUGAUGGAGAGCAUGUACUACCACGAUGGUGGGAAUCUACGACGAAGCUGGAUGGCCAACCGGAGGGCUAUGGCUAUUGCGCAAAUGAUGAACAUUCACCAAAGUCAAAGCCGAGCAAAAUACAAGGUUCUUGUCCACAAAACGAAAGCUCAUCCACAGUUCAUGUGGUUUCGAAUUGUCUCCCGCGACCGUAAUUUGUGUCUCAUGCUAGGUCUUACGCAAGGCUCCUUUGAUCAGAGCAUGGGCACUGGUAUAUCAUUCAGAGAUGAUAUCCCUAUGGGCCGCCUCGAGCGGAUGCACUGUACUCUCGCGUCUCGCUUAUUGGAGCGCAACGAGUCUGACCCGUGCGCUAAUGACUUUGUCCUAACACAACACCUCGACUUGGAGUUACAGAAAGCGGGUAGAAGCAUGCCCAGCAAAUGGUGGCUUAUGCCAAACCUAGACAGUGUCACGGAUGAUGACCCACAGGCUCUCUUUUUCGAUAUGGGACGUCUGUUCAACCAGUUGUAUCAUUAUAACUUGCUUAAUCAGCUCCAUCUGCCUUAUAUGCUUCGUUCAUCACCUGAACGGAAGUACGAAUAUUCCAGAAUGACCUGCGUGAAUGCAUCGAGGGAGGUUCUCUUGCGAUUUAUCAUGUUUCGUGGCUACAACAAGAAUAAGUUCUGCUGUCGGACAGUUGACUUUUUCGCACUCAUGGCCGCCAUUACACUACUUCUGGCACAUCUCGACAGCCACCGGUUUUCACAGACCACCAACCUCUUAGCUCACCAAUAUCUUAGUGAUCGGGCCAUGAUAGAGCAGGCGCAGGUGAACAUGGAACAAAUCAGUCGCGUUAACGGAGAUACUCUAAGUGCCCAAAGUGCGGACUUAUUGUAUAAGUUGCUGGCCAUCGAUUCCGAAACAGCAGAUGGCGUCAGUACGGAGAGCGUCAGCGUUCAGACACCAGAAAGCGCAGUGUUACAGUCAAACGAAAACGACAACGGCGUUGUUCGGGUGCAAAUACCUUACUUUGGCAUCGUCAGAAUUGCCCGUCAUGGCGUUGUUUCCAGGGAAAUGGUCAACGCACAACCUCCUAUAAGUAAUGGCCAACCCUACGCUCCGCUGAUUGGUAUGCAUAACGCCGAGAGCUCGGAAGCUGCAGUGCGUGAUCUUGGCUCUGGCCGCUUUGAUGGAAAUGCAUUUCCCAGCUCAAUGGCCGAAGCGGAUUGCACCUCUGUCGAUAGUUUUAAUGGCCUGCCUGCCCAGCUCACAUCGCGAUAUCAGGAUACCGUUUCUGAUACCCUCCUGCAGGACUAUCAGGAUCCUGAGCUAACUGCCGGAGUGGACGACUGGGCAUUCCAGGGUGUCGAUUUGGCUUUCUUUGACAGCAUAAUGAGAGGCCUCGAUAACGGAAAUACUUCAGAAACCUGGGAUAAUGGGCCUUAA